Messenger RNA from Pogonomyrmex barbatus (red harvester ant), 1092 nucleotides. Its product is annotated as lysophospholipase-like protein 1. NCBI's taxonomy places the organism in Eukaryota, Metazoa, Arthropoda, Insecta, Hymenoptera, Formicidae. Gene Ontology annotation, biological process: protein depalmitoylation. Gene Ontology annotation, cellular component: cytoplasm. The record is from RefSeq and is a predicted model, not a curated record. Gene Ontology annotation, molecular function: palmitoyl-(protein) hydrolase activity; carboxylic ester hydrolase activity.
GAGUUGCCAAUAGUACCAGUACUUUCUGCACUUAAUUUGAGAUAAACAUGCAUAAAGUGUAACUAAUAUAAAUUAAGCAUUAUUUAAUACAAAAUUUAUUUAUUUUCAGACGGACCUUGGAAAAUUGAUAUUACAACAAACAAUAAACGAUAAGCUCUGUUUCAAGAAAAUGACAGCGAUUGCAAGAAUUUCACAAGCGAAUAUCGUGCAACCCUCAAAAAAACAUACUGCUACUGUGUUUUUCUUCCAUGGUUCUGGUGGCACAGCGGAGAAUAUGAAAGAAUGGGUUAAUAUUUUUAACAGGGAAAAAUUGCAAUUUUCACAUAUAAAAUUAAUUUAUCCUAGUGCACCUAGUCUGCCGUAUACAGCAAAUGAUGGAAUGAUGCAAAAUGUAUGGUUUGAUAGAAUGGCAAUAUCUAAUCAAGUACCAGAACAUUUAGAAUCAAUCAACUCUAUGUGCCAAAAUGUGUCAGAGUUGAUCGAUCAAGAAGUAGCCAAUGGAAUUCCAUUCGAUAGAAUAAUUCUAGGUGGAUUUUCAAUGGGUGGCUGCCUUGCAUUACAUUUAGCAUACAGAUAUCGAACAGCUGUAGCAGGCUGUUUCGCUAUGUCUUCUUUCUUAAAUAAGGGAUCUGUAGUUUAUGAGCAUUUGAAAGCGAAUCCAGAAUCUAAUAAAGUACCACUUAUUCAAUAUCAUGGCACAGUAGAUAGUUUGGUUCCUAUAGCAUGGGGUGAGGAAACUGCUAAGAAUCUCAAUGAUCUUGGAGUAAAUGUAAAAUUUAUGCCUGUGCAAAAUAUCAAUCAUGAGUUGAACCGUGAAGAGAUUAAAAAUUGGAAAAAUUGGCUCCUUAGUAUAUUACCAGAUAAAUAAUAUAAAUUGUUAAAUAAAAAUAUUAAAAUCAUUGUUAGCUGUUAUAACAUGGAAACAUGUUAAUGUUAUAUUUAUUUUUAAAAAUUUAUUACAUCUAAUUAUUGUAUAAUUGUAAUUUUGUAGCAAUACAUAUAAAUUGAAUUUUAUUACAAUAACACAAAUCAUAUGAAUUGCUGAAAAACUAAUAAAUAUAAGAAAGACCCUAAUUUUCACGACGUGACAAG